Arabidopsis lyrata subsp. lyrata is the source of this 1217-nucleotide messenger RNA. Its product is annotated as EPIDERMAL PATTERNING FACTOR-like protein 9. The transcript is spliced from 3 exons. Lineage: Eukaryota; Viridiplantae; Streptophyta; Magnoliopsida; Brassicales; Brassicaceae. Gene Ontology annotation, biological process: positive regulation of stomatal complex development. The record is from RefSeq and is a predicted model, not a curated record. The coding region runs from base 878 to 1186 and encodes 102 amino acids.
GCCAGCUCAGCAAAUGCAUGUUGAUGCACUAGAAGGUUGUGCCAUCACGUGUGGCUAGACACAUAUCUCUCUCUAAUUCGUUUGUAUUCUCUUUACUAGAAUACUCAAAGAAGAAAUACAUAACCUAAUAAUCCCCAAAGAAGAUCGGUUCAGCUACUUAACCAAAUUCCCUGCAACUAUCAUGGAAGCUCUUGACAAAGUUAAAUCAGUGCUGCCUUGUUGAUGUGUCUAUAACUAUACAUACUAUUUUCCUUACUAUAGGUAGCAGUUUCUUCUACAACUACAAAUCGUAAGGAUUAUAGACAUCAGAAUGUCACUCCUUAUAUCCAUGAUAUUCUCUGUCUAUGUAAUCAUACUUGUUCACUCCUUAUAAUGUAGUUCAUCUAAAGAAGCUCGAAUAAAAUCCCUAUAAAGUAGUUUGGUCUAGAAAACAGUUUGUUCAUGUUUUAGUUUCUAAUAUGACAUUCAAUUGCCGACAAAAAAAAAGUAAUAGUAAUUUUUAAUAAUUUGAUGUAAGACAGGAAAUGAGAUAGGCAGACAAGAGUGUAGGAAACAUACUAGAAGAGUUGGACAAAAAAAGAACUAUGUUGACCUAAAAAAGAGUUAAAUAUAUAUGUUAUGCUAAAAAGAGAAGAUUUGAAUGGUUUAGUUUAUUAGUUCUUUUACAAUUUUUUUUUUGUUAAACUCUUUUACAAUCUUGUGGGUUAAAAGUGAAAACUCAUCCUCUGUAUUUUCAAACUCUUAUCUCUACGUGUGCACAAACCUCACCAUUAGAUGAUAAGUAGAAGACAAAACUUACAGCCAAAUAGAAAAACUUAUCACUCUCCAAAACAUUUGGUCCAUACGAUAAAGCAAGAAGAAGAAGAAGAAGUAAAGGAUGAAGCAUGAAAUGAUGAAUUUCAAGUUACGAUGCAUAACCAUCUUCUUUCUUCUCUUUGCUUUGGUUCUUGGAAAUUAUGUAGUUCAAGCCUCAAGACCUCGUUCUAUCGAAAAUACGGUCUCACUUCUCUCACAAGUACAUCUCCAGAAUUCAAGGAGAAGGCAUAUGAUAGGGUCGACGGCACCAACUUGUACGUACAACGAAUGCAGAGGAUGCAGAUACAAAUGCAGAGCAGAGCAAGUUCCAGUCGAAGGAAAUGACCCUAUCAACAGUGCUUAUCAUUAUAGAUGUGUUUGUCAUAGAUAAUAAUAAUAAAUCUCUUCUUUUUGCCCUUUCA